AUGGUAAAAUUUGCGUCCUUCGUGCUGGCGAGUAAGAAAAGGAUAACAUCGGUGAACAUUUUAGAGGGAGCCUUGGCAUACUACGUGGUGAGCAGGCUAAGUAGACUCCUCUUUGCUGAAGCGCGCACAAAUUAUGAAAUAGAAAUUUGCUCAUGUGAUGAAUUAAGUGUGAACAAUCUAUUUCACUCCAAGGUUAUUCAUUUGGGGGGAGUGGAUAAGGAUGAGGAGCUGACGAGAUUUUUUCGGACAGUUGUGUUGCAAGAGGGACAACAAAAUUCGUCAGCCAAUUUAGAGGAAGAUGCACCCCUGGAGGAACAACCUCACUUGUGCAAAAAUUGCAGAUGUACAAAUCAAAAUUGCAGAUGUACAAAUCAAAAUUGCAGAUGUACAAAUCAAAAUUGCGGAUGCACAAAUCAAAAUUGCAGCGGAUGGAAUGUCUUCAUUUUAAAAAUUUUAUUUCUCCUAUAUACUAAUGGGAGGGGAAGGGAGAAGAAGUAUUUUGGCGAAUUCGCCUCGUAUGUUAUAUCACUCUUUCAUCGAGAAAAUAGAGUUAUCAAAAGGAAGGACAAAUUAUUUUUUCUGUUUUUGUUUUUUCUCUUAUUCACAAAGACGGAUCCAUGGAAGGGAAGAAGACGCCACGUAGGGGAACGCUGUUCCCAGUUUGCCACACAGGUAGACAGAAAAAAAAAAAAAAAAAAAAAAAAAAAAACCAAUGACUGCAAAGCUUUCUAUGGACAACUGAGGAGAAGACGAUGUGACAAGCUGACACUUCGAGCUGCACACAAGUUUCUUCGCAGCGGUUUAUGCCAUGUCCAUCUCAUCGAUGAGGAUGCCAAUGCGCAGUUCCCCGCAGGAGACGACAAAAAAAGAGUUCUAAUUUUUUGUAAAAAGUCUCUUCGCUACCUCAGUGAGGUGUGUUCCAAUUGGAAAUGUCGGAAAAAUUGUGUAAGCAGUGUUAGCUACCUGAACAAGUCAAGUGAAUUUACAGGGAAAGCAAAAAAACUCUUGACCAUUGAAAAACACGAACGGUUAAAGAAUUCACCCCUUUGGAAAUUUCUGCACAAAAUGAACCACAAGAGGGCGUGCCGUUGUGAAUCUCCUGCGGAAAGAAAAAAGUGUACAAACACGAACACCUCAAUGGAGAGACGACAGAAGGAAGAGGGGAACUCCUGUGAAGGGAAGUCUAACCAAGAUGGACAGAAGAAUGUACAUCUAUGCAAUUUACCCCCAUGCCAAGACACAUACUUCACCUUAACCUGCGUAUGCAUAUGCCUGUUAUGCAACACCAAUUGCUACAAUCACUACUACCAUCUGGUGAGUGUGCUUAGGCAAAGGAGAAGCUUCCACUUACACGAACGGGUGAACCACUUCAUCAACGAGUUAGCCAAGGUGGACGCCAAGUGUCAGCAUGUCUGGAACAUGAAAAAUUCCCUCCUCUACCUGUACCUGGAUAUGUGCCUCAAGAGAGAUCAUCAAGUUGUGAACAAAAGGGCCCGAAAGAAGGAUGGGCAAUGUUUAAGUCGAAUCGCCCUUUCAACCGACUGUAAGGAUGUGCCCACACAAGGUUUAUCAUCCGAAGCACCCUCAAAUUGGAUGCACAUAGAAAGCAAAAAAAAAACGCAUGCAUCUUCAAAGGAGCAAAUUUUAAAGUACGUGAAGGAAGAAUUCCAAUUUUUUGAUAAAAUUUUGGAGAUCAAGUCGUACAACUACAUGGCCACAUCUCACGUCUGUACAUUUAAUCAGCUUAUUGGUUUUCUGUGCGUGAAAAAGAAGAACAGUACUUGUGAGAGUACCGCAAUUAGCAAAACGAUAGAGCAACAGUUUAACACAGUUGUUAGGAAAAAUGCCUACUACUACGCCAUGCACAAUUCGUUCCUUAUGAUCCAUCUGCAGGAUAUGUAUCUCUCUCUGGUGGAGUGGUUAAGGAGCCGAUACUGCGUUGUCGUACGGGCAAACCUAUUCACGUAUUGUUUAGAUUUGGUCAGAGGGUAUCAACUGUGCAGUGACACGUGGUGGGAGAUGGUGAAAGGAGGGAUGCACACAACUAAAAACCAUCGCAGCGAUGGUCCACAAGAUGGGGGGGAGGGACCCAUACAAACAAUGUCCAACCCGAUGGAGAAGAUCAUCAACAUGCAAGAGGCUCAUAUGGGGUACCUUCCCGAGGGAAUUUGCUUUUCCCACCACAAAAGUACAUACCUCGAGUUUAUCCUCUUUGAAAGAGGCAGGAAAAAAAAUAAUAAAGAGACAGAAAAAAAUUAUGAUCAGUUCAGAAAAUUUACGCCUCAAAUAUUUUACAAAAAAUUGAAAAGAAAAAUGGAAAAAUAUAAAGUUCAUUCCAGACACAUGCUGCAUCUGUUGGACAAAUUAUAUAGCGAAAAAAUCUACAUACAUUUUUAUUCCAAUGGACUAAGGAACGUGCUUUAUUGCCGAUGCAACUGUAACUUUUUUUUCCUCGAGGUGGUCUGCAAUGUAAUUUUACCGCUCCACCUGAAGAGGCGCAUUGGACAGAAGAAUAAUUCACCAAUUGGGGGUAGCCAUGAAUGGAAAGGAACAUUCGCUUUGGAAAAAAAAAAAAAAAAAACACAGGAAGAAAUAUCAAAACUGCUGCGCUCUCUAGAUCAUUAUCUCGCCAGAGAAUUGAAAUAUCUCUUCCAUGAGUACACUCGUUUUAGAGUAAAAUAUAGUGGAAAAAAAGAAAACAAUUUCACCAAGAGGGUUAGCAGACUGCUCAAAGGGUAUGCACACGUUCGUAAUACGUGGUAUUACCCCCGCCCAUCGGCAGAAGGGGGCAUUAAAACGAAAAGGAAAGGAUGGAUUGCAAAUGGGUUACCCAGCAUUCGUGAGCCCGGCGUGGAUGAUGCCUCUUCAUACCCCAGAAAGGAAAAGACGAAACAAAAAGGUGAUGAUGCCACGUGUCCUCCCGUUCUGGUAAGUUAUUAUGGUAUUUUUUUCAAGUGUAUAAUUUACACCAUACAUGAAUACGCUUUGCAGAUAUGUGGGGUGGUACGCUGGUGGUUCACAAAAAUCCUAUCGUCAUUUGUUGAUUCAGAACACUUGGAGCAUCUCAGAUUUUUCCACCACCUGCUUCCUUCAUUUGAGCGAACAAAACAAAGCAGUGGAUCAGUCCUCCAUGACGAACUAAACCUUAACGAUAAUUUACAAACCUUGCGCAAAAUAUACCUAGACAUAUUACAGUUUUUUAAAGGCACGAAAAUGGAAAAUUGGAAGGAAAGGGACAUCCCUUUUGGUCACUUGGCGAACGGACAGUCCGAGAUGUCACCUAGGAGAGGUUCAAACGAAAUUCCCUUUUUGAAAUUCCUUUUUUCUGCUAAUUUCCACCUCUUCUUGUGUGAACAUAGGUACGCGCUUUACCUCCUACGGGAGGUUCGCCGGGAUCUCCACUUCGUCUUUCCUCGGGUAAAGCGUAUGGUUAUGCGGCGGGGUAGUCCUCUUUGGAAAGGGCCAAGCUGA
Molecule: messenger RNA, 3471 nt
Organism: Plasmodium knowlesi strain H
Lineage: Eukaryota; Apicomplexa; Aconoidasida; Haemosporida; Plasmodiidae
Product: conserved Plasmodium membrane protein, unknown function
Exons: 1
Coding region: 1-3471 (1156 amino acids)
Source: RefSeq, a predicted model, not a curated record